UUUAGAAAAGUUGCCUGUAACUUUUAAACGCGCGACCAUUAUUACCUUACGUACUUACGUUAUUUGCGAAUAUGGCGCGAGGCAGUAGUGCUGGAUUUGAUAGACAUAUUACUAUUUUUUCGCCGGAAGGGCGACUUUACCAAGUAGAAUAUGCGUUUAAAGCAAUAAACCAAGGUGGACUGACUUCGGUUGCGGUGAAGGGAGUUGACACAGCCGUCUUUGCAACACAAAAGAAAGUGCCUGAUAAGCUGCUUGAUGCUUCCAGUGUUACUCAUGUUUUUCAACUCACUGAUCAUAUUGGUUGUCUUAUGACCGGCAUGAUAGCUGACAGUAAAUCUCAAGUUCAACGCGCAAGAUAUGAAGCUGCUAGUUUCAAGUACAAGUAUGAUUACGAAAUCCCUGUGGAUGCAUUGUGCAGACGCAUUGCAGAUAUUAGUCAAGUAUAUACACAAAAUGCAGAAAUGCGACCUCUUGGAUGCUCUAUGAUGCUCAUUUCAUAUGACAAAGAGAAGGGUCCGUGCAUUUAUAAAGCUGAUCCUGCUGGAUAUUACUGUGGUUAUAGAGCUAUAUCUGUUGGUGCUAAACAAACAGAAGCUAAUUCUUAUCUGGAGAAAAAACUAAAGAAGAAGCAGAACUAUGAUCACGACGAAACAAUACAGUUGGCUAUUACAUGUUUAUCUACCAUUUUAUCAGUAGAUUUUAAACCAACAGAAAUUGAAGUUGGUGUAGUAUCAAAAGACAAUCCUAAAUUUCGAUCCUUAACAGAACAAGAGAUUGAUAAGCACCUUACUGCAAUUGCUGAGAAAGAUUAAUGAUUUUAUGUAUAAUUCAACACAAAUAAAUGUCAUGUCUUGCUUCAUAC
Messenger RNA from Ceratina calcarata, 862 nucleotides. RefSeq names its product proteasome subunit alpha type-6. Lineage: Eukaryota; Metazoa; Arthropoda; Insecta; Hymenoptera; Apidae. The transcript is spliced from 5 exons. Bases 72 to 812 code for a protein of 246 amino acids. Gene Ontology annotation, cellular component: proteasome core complex; proteasome core complex, alpha-subunit complex. The record is from RefSeq and is a predicted model, not a curated record. Gene Ontology annotation, biological process: ubiquitin-dependent protein catabolic process.